AUGAACCUGGAAGAGACAGGGAGCGGGCAUGUGGUGGACAUUCAUGCCAUCAGGCAGAUCCUCACAAAGAGCCUUACAAUCAUGACAGUCUCAACGUACGGUCGCAGUGCGCGAGACUCGUCACACGAAACCGUCGUCACAUUAACGCAGCUCGCACGGGCGAGAGCUGCUGCGAUCGGCAUGAUGUGUAACACUACAGAUCCGGCCGCUGCUGGCUGCCAACAUCUCGCUAUGCCCAGCGACACGGGACUCGAAUUCAACCCAUCCGACGGACCGACGCAGCCGAGUUACAUAAUGGACUUAGAUCCUUUGGCGUCGAGUUCUCCCGAGGUGGAAAACCUGAUCAACUUCAUCCUCUGGCUAAUAUGGGCGCUGAUAGUUUUCGGCAAUAUUCUCGUACUCGUCGUCAUCACGCGAGACAAGGAGCUGCUGCUGAAACCCGCCAAUAUCUUCAUCCUGAACUUGUCCAUCUGCGACCUGUUGGUGGGAGUCGUCUCGAUGACGUUCCAGAACAUCUGGCGUCUGAGGGGCUUUUGGACCUUCGGGGAGUUCAUGUGCAAGGCCUGGUUCAUCAUCGACUUCACUUCCACCACCCAGUCGGCCUUCGCCAUCACCCUGAUCAGCUUCGAUCGCUUCAUGCUGGUCUCCACGGGCCUCAAGUACAAACAGUACAUCACCCUCCCCGUCACCUGCGUUCUGAUCGUUGUGACGUGGUGUUGCGCUUUCACGCUUAACGCGGUGCCCAUCUUGAUGUCGGAUAAAAUCUUUGAACCCUGGGUGGAUUACGCCACAGAGUGCGAUCUGGCCAUUAUGUACCGGUUCGCCUACCACCUGGCCACCUCCAUGCUGUCCUUUGUCCUUCCCGUCAUACUGGUUGCCCUGUUCAAUAUCACCGUGUACAACAACAUUCGCCAGAGGGCGAAGCGGUUCCAGAGCACUCGCUCCAGGACUUCCAACAGCAGCACUCGCGGCAGCCAAGGACGCAGCACGUCAGACUACAAGAAGCACCGCAAAGCGGCCAUCACCCUCGCCUUGAUUGUUGGUGUGUUUCUGAUCUGCUGGGUGCCCUACUGGAUCCAGCAGCUGCUUUUUCUCUUCACCUUGGGCCAUCAUAGUACCUUCUUGGCCUCUGAUGCCUGGGCCUAUCUACUCUGGUCCAACAGCGCCGUCAACCCGGUCCUGUACGCCGUGACUAACCCGCGCAUCAGGUCAGGAAUGCUGUACAUUCUGCGCAAGCCCUUGCCCAAGAGGUUUGCCGCGCGGGCCAGGCAGCGACGGGCAAUGGAAUACAACCUGGGCGAGACCAACAUGACCAAGAUUACCAGACAGGACGGGGAUUAAGGGGGCUGAAGGCGCACAAGAUCUCCCACUCCGUCUGCUGAGAGAGUCGGCGGAUCAAGCCCGCGGAACGGGACCCGCCUGGCAAGACCGACUGGAGCUGAAACGAUAAAUCGACGGAGGUCUCGGUUCAGGUGAGGGUCCAUAGCUGGGGAAAAGGGUUUCCAUACCAAGAAUAGAAGGCACACGUGCCUUUAAAUACAUCACGAUUGACCAAUAUUUCCAUUUUGUAUAAUACUUCACUCCCUUUACAUGCACUUUUCAGACUGAUUCACCUUAGAGCCGGUGUCCAUAAUUAUAACCACCUGUUGCUUUCAAAGGCAUAUAG
Messenger RNA from Patiria miniata (bat star), 1666 nucleotides. RefSeq names its product histamine H3 receptor-like. NCBI's taxonomy places the organism in Eukaryota, Metazoa, Echinodermata, Asteroidea, Valvatida, Asterinidae. Bases 1 to 1341 code for a protein of 446 amino acids. Gene Ontology annotation, molecular function: G protein-coupled receptor activity. The transcript has 2 exons. Gene Ontology annotation, cellular component: membrane. Gene Ontology annotation, biological process: adenylate cyclase-activating adrenergic receptor signaling pathway. The record is from RefSeq and is a predicted model, not a curated record.